AUGCCUCCACCCCUUUCUCAUUCGGUUCGAGAACUCAUUAUUGACUGGCACUACAAUGAUCAGCUUACUGUCUCAGAGAUUGCACAUUGUGCUAGGUGUUCCGAAAGCUCUGUUUAUAGAAUCCUUCAGUUAGAGCACAAGUUUGGUCUCAUCAUCAACCCAAAUGCAUGUACCUGGGGUGCUCACCAAAUGCUUGAUCAAUCAGACAAGGACAGUAUCAAGGCUUUCAUUGAAAGGAACCCAGCUGCCUACCUCAAUGAAAUUCAACAACACCUCCUUGACACCAAAAAUGUAUGGGUCUCUACUUUUACUAUUUCGAGGGCUCUUGCUCAGAUGGAGAUCACAAUCAAGCAAAUCUCGAAGACAGCAGCAGAGCGUGAUGAGUUGGUCAGGGCUAUAUGGAAAGGGAAGCAUAGGAGGAUAGCAAAGGAAAAUAUUGUGUGGUUGGAUGAGUCAAGUGUUGAUGACUUGACAAAUCAGCAUCUUCAAGGAUGGGCUGAGCUUGGGCGUUGA
Heterobasidion irregulare TC 32-1 is the source of this 513-nucleotide messenger RNA. RefSeq lists its product as uncharacterized. The record is from RefSeq and is a predicted model, not a curated record. Lineage: Eukaryota; Fungi; Basidiomycota; Agaricomycetes; Russulales; Bondarzewiaceae. Bases 1 to 513 code for a protein of 170 amino acids. The transcript has a single exon.